Molecule: messenger RNA, 2676 nt
Organism: Coturnix japonica (Japanese quail)
Lineage: Eukaryota; Metazoa; Chordata; Aves; Galliformes; Phasianidae
Gene: ENTREP1
Product: endosomal transmembrane epsin interactor 1
Cellular component (GO): membrane
Source: RefSeq, a predicted model, not a curated record
AGGGCAGGCGCGGCCCGGCCGGCGGGUGCCCCGAUGUCGCUGCCGGCGGUGCUGCCGGGCUCCUGCUGCCCCGUGCCGGGGCUCUCCGCCGGGUCGCCGGCCGCCGGCACCGCCAUGCGGCCGCCGGGCUCGUUGCCCGCCGAGCCCUCGCUGCCGCCGCUCCGGUCCCGCCGCGCCGGCUGCCCGCGGCCGCUCCCCGCCGCCAGCUUCUCGUCCUCCCGCCGCGCCUCGGGCGCCGGGCUGCUGCCGUCGCGGCCGCUGCUGUCGCUGGGGCUGCUGCAGCUGGUGCUGGGCUGCUGCAUGGUGGCGCUCAGCUUCGGGGCGCUGUCGCUGAGCGGCGCCCAGGAGGUGAAGAACGCGUGUCCCUUCUGGGCCGGCUCCUCGGUAAUUUUAUCUGGAAUCAUAGGGCUGACAACGUGGAAGAGGCCCAUGAUACUGCUGGUUAACCUGUUUAUUCUUCUGUCUGUCAUCUGUGUGCUGCUGAACCUGUCUGGAUUUAUACUGGGAUGUCAAGGCAUUCAGUUUGUGUCCAGUGUACCGAGAUGUGAUCUGGUGGAUGUGGGUGAAAACAAGAUUUGUUUCUGCUGUGAAGAAUUUCAUCCCACUAAAUGCACAGAAAAAGCGCAUGCGCUGAAGCUCUUCCCGGUGAAGUCAUGCAAUGCUGUUCAUCUCCUUCUCAAGAAAGUUAUCUUUGCUCUUUGUGCCCUGAAUGCUCUCAGCACCACAGUUUGCUUGAUAGCAGCUGCCCUGCGUUACUUACAGAUAUUUGCAACAAGAAGAUCCUGCAUGGGCGAAUGUCAGAUUUCCACAGAAGAAAUUGAAGAACAAGGUCACAUUUCAGACCCUGAAGAUUUUGUCCCACCUGUGCCACCUCCAUCGUAUUUUGCAACAUUUUAUUCAUUCAGUCCAAGAAUGAAUCGCAGGAUGCUGGGCUCUGGUGUGAUUCCUCUGCCACACAUUUAUGGAGCAAGGAGUAAAGGCAUUGAAGUGUUCUGCCCCCUGGAUCCACCUCCUCAUUACGAAGCUGUGGUGAACCAGACUGGCUCUGAGCAGGAAAGCAGACUGCAAGAAGUGGGUGAGGAAAUUGUUGCUGAUUCAGCAGAAAGCAGAGGCAGGCUGGCCUCUCCAGGUGAAGAAAUUUCCAACUCUUCCAGCAGAACAAGCCUUUUGCCCUCUGCCAGCGCCGCGCCCGCAGAAGUUCACAGAACCUUCAGUCCCUUACAGAAACGGUCCAGAAGUGACCCUGUGCUACACUGCCAGCUGUCACAAGGUGCAGUGGUCAGCUGUGAAGCUGCAACUCAGAUUGAAAUAAAACCACAACUCAGCACUGUCACGUUGCGGAACAGUUUGAGAGCAAGAGCUUUGAGGGCAAGACCCCGAUCUUUGGUAGACUACAAGUCCUACAUGGACACCAAGCUGCUUGUGGCACGGUUUCUGGAGCAGUCUUCCUGCACCAUGACCCCCGACAUACAUGAGUUGGUGGAAAAUAUCAAAUGUGUUUUAAAAUCAGAUGAAGAACAUAUGGCAGAAGCUAUCACCAGCGCUACCUUCCUUGAGCAGGUGAUGGCACCUGCCCAGCAAGAUACGGCGCUGAGGGCCCAUGUGCUACCUUUUAGACGACACCCUGGACUGCUGCAUCUGGAGAGUUGCGGUGACCUGAGCACUUUCACAGCAGGUGAAACUCAUCUAGCAGAGAGGAAGACCCAGAGGACAGAACAUGAACGGCCUCACAGUCUUAUUGGAGUUGUCAGGGAAACUGUACUUUGAGUUGGCUCCUGUUCUUCAGUAGAGCAUUUCCAUCAGGCACACAUGUUGCACAGGAAAAUCGUCUCUGAAAAGUAGUGGACAAGGUGUUGCUUAUCCAUUUUUGUAUCCUCAUAUUCGAGACUCCCAAUGGGAAGCUCAUUCUACAAACCCUGUUAAGCACACUGCAAACGGUCCUUCCAACUAGGCUGUUGUCUACUGCCACUUAGAAUAGAGUUGUUUUUUAACUCUGUUUACAAGAGCUACAGCAGAAGGGCUCUGCCUUUUUUCAUCUCUGCUCAGGCAAGCGCAGUUAAUUCAUGGAUGCACUUUAUAUCCUGUGGAAGAACAUGGCCAAAGCUGAAGCCUAUGUUUAUGCGGUAUAUACUACUGUAGUUCUAUUGAUUUUUAGCCGGCUUGUCCCACCUGACCAUAAAAACCACAUCUGCUAGUAUCAGCUGCCAUCCACGCUGAAAGCAUUUACACAGCCAUCUCAGAUUUUCUGAAGGUGUGCAGGGGAUUGCUUGCUUAAUAUUAUUUUGCCAACCCUCAUCUCUAGGCCACAGUGAGUUUACAGUCUUUAGUUAAUAGACAGAUAUAUCUAAGAAAUUUGGUUCAAGCUGUUGGCUGCAAAUUGUUUGUCAAGUUCUAUUCUGUAUGUACCUAUGCUGCUAACUGGGAAUACACUAUGUAUUUCCAGAGGCUGGGAUCAGGCACACAGAUCUGAUAUGCAGGGCUAGUUGCAGCCUCCUGUGUCUCAGCAGAAUGACUCCUGCUCCUCUCUUAAUGAUAAAACUUUAUUUAAUAGUUACUAAACGGCUUUCAUACUGAAAACCUAGCUUUACAAAGAGCUUUAAUUAAGCUCUUUCAGAAGGGGAAAGUGUGUUUCACAUAAAAAAGACAAGUAAAAUAAAAUGUGCAUCUAUCUCUACA